AUGACAUGGCAAAAUUAUGUGAUACCAGUAAUGGGCAGUUUUAUCAUUUUGGGGUCUUGUUUUCUGCUUGGAUAUUAUCAGUUUUCGUUUGGAUGGAUUUUGAUUCUUGUUACUUUGAAUGGUUUAAAAUCAUAUAUGUGGCGACAACGCGAGAAACGACUGCUGGGUUUGAGACAAGCCGCUCUAAGAGAACGAGAGGUUAUAUUAGCACAGCUUCAGGAUCUUCCAGCUUGGGUUCAAUUUCCGGAUACUGAACGAGUGGAAUGGCUUAACAAAGUUAUAUUGCAACUUUGGCCCUACAUUACGGAAUAUUCCAAGUAUUUCAUGCGUGAAUAUAUCGAACCUGAGGUUAAAUCGCAGUUGCCAGCUAUCUUCAAGUCAUUCAAAUUCACGAAAAUGGAUAUGGGUGAUAUUCCGUGUCGUGUCGGUGGCAUUAAGGUGUAUACACAUAAUGUUGGUCGAGAUCGUAUUAUUGUUGAUAUGGAUAUCGCUUAUGCUGGAGACGCUGACUUUGAUGUUAGUAUUGCUGGUUUUACUGGUGGUCUAAAUCAACUUCAGUUUUCUGGAAAGUUAAGAGCUAUCUUGAAGCCAUUACUACCAUAUCCGCCAAUGGUUGGCGGAAUUUCCGGGUUCUUUUUGGAAAAACCGAAAAUCGAUUUUAAUCUAACCGGCAUGGGUGAAUUUGUGGAAUUGCCUGGUUUGUUAAAUGCAGUUCGUGCAAUAAUCGAUUCUCAGGUUUCGGCUUUAUGUGUGCUUCCGAAUGAAAUAGUUGUUCCAUUAGCUCCAAAUUUCGAUAUUACGAAGUUGCAUUUGCCAGAGCCUGAUGGUGUACUUCGUUUGAAAAUUGUGGAAGCUAGGAAUCUGGAAAAUAGAGAUAUAAAAUUCACUAAGAGUAUGGCAAGUGAUCCAUAUUGCCAAAUACAUGUUGGUUCCCAGUUCUAUAGAACCAAAACGAUUGAUAAUAAUUUGAAUCCAGUUUGGAAUGAAUAUUUUGAAUUUGUUGUUGAUCAAGCUAAUGGACAAAAGUUACGUAUAGAAUUAUUUGAUUAUGAUAAAGCGAGUAGUGAUGAGGAAUUAGGGACAUUGACGAUCGAUCUAAUUAAUGUCAAAGAAAAAAAAAGUCUCGAUGACUGGUUCCCAUUAGAUGCAUGCAAGCAUGGCGAUAUACACAUCCAGGCUGCUUGGAUGAAUUUAUCAUGUUCGCCUGCAGACUUUACUUAUCAGGAAUUUGGAAGCUAUUGGUUCAAUACUGAUAAACCAGUACAUUCAGCAUUGCUUAUGAUCUUUAUUGACAGUGUAUCUGAUUUGCCGUAUCCAAAAGCAAAAUUGGAACCGUCGCCAUAUAUUAUGGUAAGUGUUGGAAAAGAUUUCCAACAAACGCCGACGAAAAUAAGAACUGUUAAUCCAUUAUUCCAGAUCAAGAUUCUGUUUUUUGUUCGUUAUCCCGAAAGGCAAGAAGUGAAAUUUGAGGCUAUCGAUCAUACAACAAAACGUUCUCUGGGUGAAUUCGUUUUGCCGCUGAAGACAAUUUUGCUAGAACCGAAUUUGGAAUUAUUUGAACAAACCUUCCCAUUAACACUAGGAGUUCAUCAGAGUCCAAUGGUCAUCACAGCGCGCAUCAGGAUGAAAACAAGAAGAAACAGUAGUGAUUCAGCUACAAGUGCAUAUAGACGUCGUCGUACUUUUGGUGAAAAACUGUUUCUAACAAAACAUACGCAAAGCAAAGAAAAGCCCACUGGUGAAAGUGGUCGCUUGCAGUUUGGUCUUCAACAUCUGAAAGAAACAAACAAGCUGAUAGUUCGGGUCAUACGUAUAAUAGACUUGUAUCCACUUGACAGUCAAGGUUCUGCAGAUCCGUACCUAACUGUACGUCUAACACCUUCCGACAAUAUGUAUGGCGGUGAGAAACGAAAAACAGCAAUUGUUAAGAAAUCUCUUGAUCCGGUUUUCGAUAAUGAAUUCGAAUUUGAUCUGCACUUUAGCGAUAUCGAGAAUCACAUGCUUAUCUUCACUGUAAAGGACGCUAUCAAUUAUGGACCUUUUAGCAAACCUCCAGUUCUUGGGAUGGUACAAAUAAAAUUGGAUAGUCUGAAAAUAACGGAAGAAUUCUCGAGUUUUUGGUAUGAUCUCAAAUGUAGUUGA
Brugia malayi is the source of this 2142-nucleotide messenger RNA. RefSeq names its product C2 domain containing protein (gene Bma-esyt-2). Gene Ontology annotation, biological process: lipid transport. Gene Ontology annotation, molecular function: lipid binding. The transcript has 17 exons. The record is from RefSeq and is a predicted model, not a curated record. The coding region runs from base 1 to 2142 and encodes 713 amino acids. NCBI's taxonomy places the organism in Eukaryota, Metazoa, Nematoda, Chromadorea, Rhabditida, Onchocercidae.